GUGUUGCUCUGGGUUUCUGGUGUUUGAGUUGAUCUCUGCAGAUAACAUUAACAUACACAGUUGAUCACCUCAACUUCUUCUCUAAGCUUGCUAUAAUGGCUAAUGCAACGGAAGCCAGCGGUGAUCGGAAGAAUCCCAAAAUUCCGAUCGAAGGCCGCAGGAACAUAUUGAUUACAAGUGCGCUGCCUUACGUUAACAACGUUCCUCACCUCGGCAACAUCAUCGGCUGUGUUUUAAGUGCUGAUGUCUUCGCUCGCUACGGCCGUCUCAGAGGUUACAACGCUAUAUACAUCUGUGGGACUGAUGAGUAUGGCACUGCCACUGAAACUAAAGCCAUGGAAGAGAAUUGCACUCCUCAGCAGAUUUGUGAUAAGUACCAUGAAAUUCAUAAGGAGGUCUACAAAUGGUUUGACAUAAGUUUUGAUGAGUUUGGGCGCACGUCUACUCCGCAGCAGACUGAAAUUUGCCAAGAGAUUUUCAGGAAGUUGUUGGAAAACAAUUGGCUUUCUGAAAACACUAUGCAACAGCUUUAUUGUGAUACUUGUAAUCGUUUCUUAGCUGAUCGUUUUGUGGAGGGAACCUGUCCCACACUAGAUUGCAAUUAUGAUUCUGCACGAGGAGAUCAGUGUGAAAAGUGUGGGAAAAUGUUGAAUCCAACAGAACUAAAGGAUCCUAGAUGCAAGCUAUGUAAGACAAGUCCAUGCAUUCUUGAGACUGACCACCUGUUUCUAGAGCUCCCAUUGCUGAAAGAUAAGCUGGAGCAGUAUAUAAACAACACAUCAGUGCCUGGAUCAUGGAGUCAGAAUUCUAUCCAAGCCACACAUGCAUGGCUAAAAGAAGGAUUGAAACCGCGAUGUAUUACCAGGGACCUUAAGUGGGGGGUGCCUGUUCCACUUGAGAAAUUUAAAGACAAGGUAUUCUAUGUGUGGUUUGAUGCUCCAAUCGGAUAUGUUUCAAUCACAGCACGCUAUACUAGUGAUUGGAAGUUGUGGUGGCAGAAUCCUGAAAAUGUGGAACUAUAUCAGUUUAUGGGCAAGGAUAAUGUGCCAUUUCAUACUGUAAUGUUUCCAUCUACGCUUCUUGGGACUGGUGAAAACUGGACACUGAUGAAGACAAUCAGUGUCACUGAGUACUUGAACUAUGAAGCAGGAAAAUUUUCCAAAAGUAAGGGAAUUGGAGUUUUUGGUAAUGAUGCGAAGGAUACAAAUAUUCCUGUUGAUGUAUGGCGAUAUUACUUGCUAACAAAUAGGCCAGAGGUGUCAGACACCUUAUUCACAUGGUCUGAUUUGCAAGCAAAACUGAAUGCCGAAUUGCUCAAUAACUUGGGAAAUUUUAUUAAUCGAGUGUUGAGCUUCAUAGCGAAACCUGAAGGCCAAGGAUAUGCUUCUAUCAUUCCUGAUGCUCCAGGUGCCGAAUCACAUCCCUUGACCAAGAAAUUAGCAGAAAAAGUUAGUGAUGCUGUUGAUCAAUAUCUUGAAGCCAUGGAGAAGGUUAAAUUAAAACAAGGAUUAAAGACUGCAAUGGCCAUUUCUAGCGAGGGAAAUGCAUAUUUGCAAGACAGCCGAUUCUGGAAGCUCUUUAAAGAAGAUCUAGCUUCCUGCAACAUCAUUGUAAGAACUUCAGCUGGACUUGUAUGUCUGCUUGCGACUUUGUUAGAACCUUUUAUGCCAUCUUUUACAGUUGAGGUAUUAAAGCAGCUAAAUUUGCCUCGGUCACAUCUAUCGCUGUGUGAUGAGAAAGGAGAUAUUGAUAGGGCAAGAAGACUUUGGGAGGUUCUACCUAUUGGUCAUAAAAUAGGCAAGCCUGAACCUUUAUUUAAGGAACUGAAAGAUGAAGAUGUGGAGUUCUUUAGGGAGAAAUUUGCUGGAAGUCAAGCUGAUAGAAUAGGGAAGGCAGAUGCUGCAAAUAAGGUUGUUGAGCAACUGAAGAAAACAAAAAUUUAG
Molecule: messenger RNA, 1943 nt
Organism: Telopea speciosissima
Lineage: Eukaryota; Viridiplantae; Streptophyta; Magnoliopsida; Proteales; Proteaceae
Product: probable methionine--tRNA ligase
Exons: 14
Coding region: 96-1943 (615 amino acids)
Biological process (GO): methionyl-tRNA aminoacylation
Cellular component (GO): cytosol; aminoacyl-tRNA synthetase multienzyme complex
Molecular function (GO): methionine-tRNA ligase activity; ATP binding
Source: RefSeq, a predicted model, not a curated record